Paraglomus brasilianum is the source of this 948-nucleotide messenger RNA. NCBI's taxonomy places the organism in Eukaryota, Fungi, Glomeromycota, Glomeromycetes, Paraglomerales, Paraglomeraceae. The record is from the annotation of a GenBank genome assembly.
AUGAGUUCACAAAACACUCAGACUUCAUCCACUUCAAACGUGUGUAUUGAUGCGCGAAUAGCUAAUGAAAUAAGCAAGAGAGUAGGUGCCUUCUUAGCCAGCGAAGCUGGAUUUACUAGCAUAAACCCACGAGCCCACGAAGCUUUAGCUGAUGCCAUAGAAACAUAUUUUGAUAACCUAAUAAUAACCUCGCAUUCCUUUGCCGAGCUGGCUUGUCGAACACAACCCAAUCUUAAAGACAUCGAAAAGGCCCUUGAGAAAUUAGGAGUUCGGACAAGUGGACUGGAGACUUUUCUCGGAAGGUGUCAAACAGAAAAAUAUAGGCGAUUAGGCUCUGCCCUGCGGACGUCUUUUCGUCCGGCAUCGCCAUUGUUAAAGCCCACACCAGAGAUGUUGGCUUCGGACGAAGAGGACGAGCUAGAGGCAACCGUGGGUGUUGAGGAUAAGCGAAGAGAUCGAAUUGUGAAGAGUGGUGAGCCAAAGGUGAAAGAGAAAUCAGAUUCCUUGUCACGUCCAGCUUACGUUCCGACUCAUCUUCCUCCGUUUCCAAGUAAACACUCGUACAAGAGAACACCGGUAAUGACUGUUCUUGGUGAAGAUCCGCGUCAACUCAACAUGGAGCAGGUCCGUUUGAUAGAGAAUAGUUUACAAAAACUGAUAGCGGCGGAAGAUCAGGUUUACUUCCCUUCUGUGGGUUCGGAUUCAUCGCCAUCUUCUUCUACAGUCGUCUCUUCAACAUCAUCAGAUUAUGGUAAUAUGCCCGAACAAAUACCUAUAAUUAACUAUGAGACAUUUACAUUAAGGAAUUUGGCGAAAAAGAGUAUGCAAGGUGGAUCCAUAGAUAGGAAGCCGUGGGAGAACAUUGAAAUAACUGGAUUGAAGAGGAAGAGAGCGAGUAUUGGUAACGUCGAUGGAGAGCCGAGCGCUAGAAAAAUGAGAGGAGGAUAG